CCGUCGGGCGGCGCGGCGGGCCCGGGGUCUGCUGGCGGAGACAUUUGCGAGGCGAGUGUCUCCAAGAUGGCGGCGUGGGGAAGGAGGCGCGCUGGCCCCGGCAGCACCAACAGCGGCGGCGGCCGGGAGAGGGUCACCUUGUCCUCCACGGACUGUUACAUCGUGCAUGAGAUCUACAAUGGCGAGAAUGCUCAGGACCAGUUUGAGUAUGAGCUGGAGCAGGCGCUGGAAGCGCAGUACAAGUACAUAGUGAUAGAGCCCACUCGCAUUGGGGAUGAGACGGCCCGCUGGAUCACCGUCGGGAACUGCCUGCACAAGACGGCCGUGUUAGCGGGCACCACUUGUCUCUUCACCCCUCUGGCACUUCCAGUAGAUUAUUCUCACUACAUCUCCCUGCCUGCUGGUGUGCUGAGCGUGGCUUGCUGCACCCUUUAUGGUAUCUCCUGGCAAUUUGAUCCCUGCUGCAAGUACCAAGUAGAGUACGAUGCCUAUAAACUUUCCCGCCUGCCCCUGCAUACGCUCACCUCCUCCACUCCGGUGGUGCUGGUGAGGAAGGACGACCUGCACAGAAAGAGACUGCAUAACACGAUAGCACUCGCUGCCCUGGUGUACUGUGUAAAGAAGAUCUAUGAACUCUAUGCUGUAUGACUGGAGCAGGGAAGAGAGAAACCCACAAAGACAAGCGUAUUAAGACUCCCACAGUAACAUUUUGUUUUUCCUCUUUGAGAAGCAGUGGAGACUGGGAAGGAUUUGGUUUAAUAGAGCUGUUAUUUUUAAAAUAACACAUCACUGGUGCACCAAGGUUUUUCAGUUCUUCGUUACACUUAAGAUGUGGAUGUGUGGUGACUUGAGAGCUGUAUGUUAGGCCAUGGGAGUCCAAGCCAGCAGCGGAAUGUCAAUGAAAGCAAGCUAUAGAAAGAGGGGGUGUGAGAGCUGCUUUUUUUUUUUUUCUGAGACCUUUAAGUAUAUUGUUUAAUUGUAUUACACAGAACCAGCCAGAAGUUAUCAUUGACCAUUAAAGGAUGAGAAUUUCAAAUGC
This is a messenger RNA of Phalacrocorax carbo (great cormorant), 1039 nucleotides long. The record is from RefSeq and is a predicted model, not a curated record. Lineage: Eukaryota; Metazoa; Chordata; Aves; Suliformes; Phalacrocoracidae.